UAUUAUACACACGCGUGCGCGCGCAACACGAAAUUUAUAUAUUUAAAAAACUUAAUAUGAGACAUAAAAAUCGUUAAACAAAUAGUGUAAUAACCAAGUAAUUUAGAGAGAAUGAAUAAAUUUUUUAUAUUAAGCGUGUUAUUGAAAAUGGAUAUUUACGUAUAUACGCGCUAGAAUCAGUGGUUUCAGGGGUUGUCAGGUUCAAGUAACUUGGAACUUGGUAAGACUUCGAUCCAGGUGCACAGGAUUAAUUGAGGGCGCACCUAAGCGUGACUCACUCUGGAGGAGUUCCUGGUUUCUUUUUUCACCUUUUGUAUAAGGGACAUGCGUGGAGCAAAUAUUACGUAUAUUAUUCAUCCUCCUGCUUAUCACAUUAUUAUCGAUUUAUUUUAAAUCUAGAGUAGCUAUCUUUAAUAGCCGUGAAAAAUGUCUGCAUGAUAUGGCUAAACCCGGAGUUCAAAGAAUCCAUGUAAACUGGUAUGCAGACACAUACCAUACCUCUUAGACAUCUUAGCAGGCCAGGCAUCAACAUUCCAUUGAGUCCGGGUUCCUCCAGUAGGUAUUACGCCAAAGGUGAUUUCUUCCUUUUUCAUUUUUGUCCAUUCCAACGUGAUAGCCGACAAUCACGUGCAGAUACUCCUUAACAUACCGAGCGUUGGAUGAAAUAAUUAGUAUAAUCGGAACAAAACUAAAUCUUUAAUCAUCAUACGUUCAUACAUAACGAUGUAUGCGUAAGAAUAAAAUCUUUAUAAAAAUAAAAUAAAGCUCGAAUAGCUGAUAUUCUUGUAUUUAAUGACUGAUGAAUUUUGACAACUAUUUAACUGUUAGUCUACAGUGGAAUCUAAUCAUUUAUUCCUUUAACUCUAAGCUGUGAAUAAUUGUUGAUAGAAAUAUGUAGGAUCGUCUUUUUAUACAUUCAAUUUUCGUCGAUCAAGACAGAGUUGAUUGAUCUCAAAAUUAUUAAAUAAUUACUUAUUUAAUGUAAAAAAAACGUUUUAUUUUAUCUAUAUAAUGUUACGUUUUGUCUAUUUUUUGUGUUAUUGUUGCAAACGCGAUUUAUGCAAAAUCGGCAAAUGAUUAAAGAUAACAGAAUUGAAAUGCUUUAUUUCAGAUUGAUCAGUAGGGCACUUAGAUAAGAAUGCGCACUCUUGUUCAGACUGAAGCCCUGGCCCAACCCGACGUAAUGUACAGCCUGGAAAUCGAGGAAACGGAAACGUCCGCGGACGUCAAUGGAGUGGUUUUAUCGUCUCCUCAUCCAGAGACUCACAUAUUUACUAACAGCAUGCUAUGCAUCCAAGGGGAGCUGGCUCAGCUGAGUGAAAUCGCGGGUAGCCCCGAACGGCUAAUUACCGUGCGUGAGGUUCAAGUUCAAUUGCCCAAUAGUAAUCACCUCAAUUUCGCGGGCAAUUCCAGCGAUGCCGCGACAAGAUGCGCUCCCGGAUCGGAAAGCAUCGACUCUCAGCGAUCGAGUUGGGUCGAGGGCAUCCUGGGAUGCAUGCGUCCCGUUUGGACCAUGCUAUCGAAGGCUGCUAUUAACGAAAAAAUUAAGGGUCUUUCAAGUAAGUUAUCAGACGAUUGGGAGAUACGCUUCGAAUCUAUCAGCGAGCUACAGUGGCUCGGAUCUGGGGCUCAAGGUGCAGUAUUUAGUGGGAAAUUAAAUAAGGAAAUAGUAGCUGUAAAAAAGGUGAAGGAACCGAAAGAGACUGACAUACGCCAUUUGCGGAAACUCAAUCAUCCGAAUAUUGUACAGUUCAAAGGAGUGUGUACGAAACCUCCUUGCUAUUGCAUAAUAAUGGAGUUUUGUCCGUACGGACCAUUAUAUGACCUUCUGAGAGCUGGAGAACCGGUUCCUCCUGCUAGAUUGGUGUCAUGGUCAAAACAAAUUGCUGCGGGGAUGACGUAUCUUCAUGCUCACAAAAUUAUACACAGAGAUCUCAAAAGUCCAAAUGUACUAAUAGGACAAGGGGAAAUAGUGAAGAUCAGUGAUUUCGGCACGAGUAGACAGUGGAAUGAGAUUAGCACGAAAAUGACUUUCGCCGGUACGGUGGCGUGGAUGGCGCCGGAGGUAAUCAGGAACGAGCCAUGCUCGGAAAAGGUAGACAUAUGGUCGUACGGUGUUGUACUAUGGGAAUUACUGAGCGGCGAGAUACCUUACAAGGACGUGGAUUCUUCCGCUGUUAUGUGGGGUGUGGGCAGCAAUUCUCUUCAUUUACCAAUUCCCACCAGUUGUCCAGAGGGAUAUGGGCUACUGGUUAAGCAGUGUUGGUCGGCCAAACCACGUAACAGACCUUCCUUCAAACUCAUCGAGAUGCACCUCGCUAUCGCAGCUGUUGACGUACUCAACACGGAGCCCGAAGAUUAUUUUAAGGCACAGCAAUCUUGGAAGAAGGAAAUACAGGAACACAUGCAGCACAUGCCUCUAUUUACUAGUUCCGAUCCACGUUUUGAGGCCGAGCUAAUCCGGCGGAGGAAGGAUGAAUUACGACACGCUCAGGAUGUCAGGGAACAUUAUGAGCGCAAACUCGAACGCACCAACAACUUGUACUUGGAAUUGAACGCUAUUCUGCUGCAAUUAGAAUUACGCGAGCGAGAUGUGAUAAAACGACGCAGUUUCGCUUUGCGUAAUCGCUUUGCGCUUACGAUAACGCAAGAUUGCAGCCGAACUCGCACAUUUGGAACAUUUGGAAAUAAAUGUCUGGUUUGUCUCAGGAGAGAACAGCAAUCAACAGGAUACAAGCAGUACAAGAAACGUCUUGUCCGUCCUUUAUUGAAGGCCCAAGAGAGGCUGUACCGCAGACGGAAUGGCACGGUACAGUUUUCUACUUCCUCGACGCCUACUACCCCUCCGUCGCCUACGGAUUCACCGCAGAGCCCCGUCAAAGCCACCAUGUAUACGCAGCUGAACGAAUCCAAUCAGCCGGAAACUGUUUUAGCGUCAAGCAAUAGCUUCAAACAACGUAAAUACAGGCAUCGUAGGGUCGGUUCGGGUUGUGGUGUGAGUUCGAGUCCUAGAUCGAGUCCUCAUCGUGAACGAAAGAGCGUAGAAGUACCUGCAAGAUUCAUUGACAGCCACACACAAACGGACAUCAGUGAAAUGGAUCACAAUCCAGUGAAUGCAGCGUUUUCUUUCCCGGAGAAAUCCUCUUUGGACCUCAUUAGAAGGCAUUCAUUGAAUAAGCAGGCGACAGAAUGCUUGAACGGGAAUCCAAUUUUGCCGGAAACGCACUAUCCGAUGCAAACUAGUUUGUGCUCCAGUCCCGAGCAUUUAAAUGAAAAUAACUCCAAUGGAAACGAACGUUUGAAGGAUUGUAGCGACGACGACAAUCUUGAGACUCUCGGCAGAAAAGUUAGCGAGAUUAUUAAUGCAAAUCGUCUUAUCAUUGACAAUGGAAAUGGCGAUGAUGUAAUAAUCCAUAGUAGAAAUAAGGAAGAUUCAGGCAAAUUAUCUGGGCACUAUCCGAUGGAACAAUCCGAUAUUAAAAUACGAGCUUCUUCGGACAAUAUCGGUGAUCGCGAAGACGAUGCUUGUGAAGAAAGCUGGUCAGAUGAAGAGGGAGAGGAUCCAAGCUAUACUUAUAAUUAUUCCUUAAGGCGAAGAAGUAUCGCAAGGAGGCCGAUCGGUCCCGGAUGCAGAUUACGAAGAUCUAAAUUGACAACACCCGGGAGAAUACAGAGGAUAUUAGCUUCUGAUGAGGAAAAUACUUCUGAAUAUUCGCAUCCUCCGUCCAGUCAAACUUCCACCUUAGAAAGUAAUCCCGAUGUUCAAAGAGUUCUUCGUAAUAUACAUCAUUCCCAAAAAAGAAAGGAAAUAGACGAUGUUUCUGAUACAUCGAGUCAAUCGGAAACGGACGAAGUCAGUGAAAUUACAAUUGCAUCUCAACCGGCGAAUGGAUCUAUGAAGAUGGAGAGUCGAAUAGAUUAGUUAUUAGUGUAAUUUUUAUAUCUGAUUUAUGAUCGGUUUAGUAAGUUAGAGUUACUGC
Molecule: messenger RNA, 3980 nt
Organism: Wasmannia auropunctata (little fire ant)
Lineage: Eukaryota; Metazoa; Arthropoda; Insecta; Hymenoptera; Formicidae
Gene: wnd
Product: mitogen-activated protein kinase kinase kinase 13
Exons: 12
Coding region: 1139-3922 (927 amino acids)
Biological process (GO): JNK cascade; protein phosphorylation
Molecular function (GO): ATP binding; JUN kinase kinase kinase activity
Source: RefSeq, a predicted model, not a curated record